CAACUUCCAUUCAAACCAUGUCCUGUUAAGUAAUUCUACUCCACCAACUAGCCCAUAUAGCCAGCCAGUCAUCCUCCAUCUACUCAACAUGACCUGCCACAAGUCAAGGCUAUUUUAAACCUCUUAAAAAUCGUGGGCAGAAUUUAUCUAUGAAAUGUGAGACCCAUAUAAGAUUCUACUUUGCUUUCAGGAUGCUUGAAAUCUGAAUGAAGAUGGCAGCUGCAAGGAAGAAGCAUGAGUUAACUUCAAAAAUAAAUAGAGUUGGAUCCAUUUUUGAAACAGACUUGAAACAGAGAGGCUUCAAGGAACACCAAUAGUUUUGAAUUUGCUGCGGACAUCAAUUCAAGAACAGAAAAGGACAACAACAAUAACAAGAAGAAGAAGAUUGGAUAUUACUUGAACAAAGAAUGGGAUACGCAAGCAAAAUAGGGAAGUAUCAGCUUACCCGGGUGAUUGGAGAGGGAACUUUCGCCAAGGUUAAGCUUGCCGUUGACACCACCAACAGUAAAUAUGUUGCCAUUAAGAUCAUUGACAAGCAGAUGGUCAUGGAAAGCGAUCUCAAGUAUCAGGUGCAGAGAGAGAUAAGAACAAUGAAACUACUGCAUCACCCCAAUAUUGUUAGGAUACAUGAGGUGAUUGGCUCAAAGACAAAAAUAUACAUAGCAAUGGAAUAUGUAUCAGGCGGGCAACUUUCAGACAAACUGUCUUAUGAGAAGAAAUUAAGUGAUCAAGAGGCAAGAAAACUUUUCCAGCAAUUGAUAGAUGCAGUGGACUAUUGCCAUGCUAGAGGAGUUUAUCAUAGAGAUCUAAAGCCAGAAAACUUGCUUUUGGAUGGUAAAGGAAAUUUAAAAGUGUCGGAUUUUGGACUUAGCGCAUUGAGAAAGCCUGGAGACAUGCUUACCACAGCCUGUGGCUCUCCAUGUUAUGUGGCACCUGAGCUGCUUGCGAACAAGGGCUAUGAUGGAGCAGCAGCAGAUGUUUGGUCUUGUGGUGUUAUCCUUUUUGAACUACUUGCAGGAUCUUUGCCCUUUGAUGACCGCAAUCUUUUGGUUUUGUAUAAGAAGAUAUCUGGAGCCGAGUACGCAUUCCCGCCAUGGUUUACCGAAGGUCAGAGGAAGCUAAUCUCCAGGAUACUUGAUCCAGAUCCGAAAAGGAGGAUAAAAAUACCAGAGAUUGUUGAAGACCCAUGGUUUCAAACAGAUUAUGUGCCUUCAUGUGGAUAUAUUUGUGAUGAGAAAAUCUACUUGGAUGAUGUUAGCACUGCCUUUGAUUCAGUUGAGGAUAAUGAUGCGGAGAGAAAGAUGCACAAAUCCUCAAGUUUCAUUAAUGCAUUUCAAUUGAUAGCAAUGUCACAUGAUUUAUCAGGUCUUUUUGAAGGACAGGAUGAUGAGAAGCAGAGGACAAGGCUUGGAUCCAAGCAUACGGUUAAUGAAACCAUAAAGAAAAUAGAAGCCGCUGCAAUGGGUGUGAGCCUAUCAGUUGAAAGAAUGAACAAUUUCAAGAUGAAAAUUCAUCCUGCACAGAAGAUGACUAGAUGCUGUAGAUCAUAUUAUGACCUAUCAGCUGAGGUGAUUGAGGUUGCCCCAACAAAUUGUGUUGUUGAAAUAUCAAAAUCUGCAGGGGAGCUAAGAGUGUACAAAGAGUUCUGCAAGAGUCUAUCGAGUCUGCUCACAGACAAAUCAGAGCUCUCAUCAGAAAUGCAAGAGUCUCAGUCAGUUGACAUCAAUACCAAUGAUACUCAAACAAGCUGUGAAGAGAAUAAUGACAACAACAAUAAAGAAGUCCAUGGAUAUUCAUCCUCUUGAUCAUUUCAGCUUAUUUCAGCCUCAGUCCUCUCUGCAACUUCCUGAUGAUGCUCAAGAUAAAUCAAAAGCAUGUAAAAACACAAGAAAUUUAAUUUCAAGUGUAGGAACAAAUUGCAAAAUGAAAUUUACUCCACAUAGGCUAGACUCAAAGUCAAAUUUAAAUUGCUUGAGUAUUUGCCUGAUUGAAGGCUCAAACACAUUUCUUUUACUUUUCUUUUUUCCCCCGUAAUUUACCCUGCACCAUGUUCCCAAGUGUAAAUUGAAGGUUAUAAAUUUUCAGCAAUUUUUUCAUUCAAAGAUCAAACGGUACUUGAAAGUAUUU
Messenger RNA from Rubroshorea leprosula, 2127 nucleotides. NCBI's taxonomy places the organism in Eukaryota, Viridiplantae, Streptophyta, Magnoliopsida, Malvales, Dipterocarpaceae. The record is from the annotation of a GenBank genome assembly.